Messenger RNA from Penicillium angulare, 1998 nucleotides. RefSeq names its product putative C6 transcription factor. Lineage: Eukaryota; Fungi; Ascomycota; Eurotiomycetes; Eurotiales; Aspergillaceae. Gene Ontology annotation, molecular function: DNA-binding transcription factor activity, RNA polymerase II-specific; DNA binding; zinc ion binding. The transcript has 4 exons. The record is from RefSeq and is a predicted model, not a curated record. Bases 1 to 1998 code for a protein of 665 amino acids. Gene Ontology annotation, biological process: DNA-templated transcription; regulation of DNA-templated transcription.
AUGGAUGCCUCGACUCCACUCAAGCGUUCCUCAACAGAAGCAGGUUUAGAUUCACCAAAGGGAUCGGUUCGCUCUGGUGAAUUGCGAACACAUGCACCAAAGAUCUCCAAAGCUCGCGCAUGCGCGGAAUGCAAACGACACAAGAUACGGUGUGAAUUUCGAGCGGGAGAGUCAAAUUGCACGAAAUGUAUUCGAAGCGGUAUUAAGUGUGUGGUGAAUGACUUCUCACAGAAAUUCGUCGACGACGAUGGGAUAUGGAAAUCGCAAGCGUCUACUACCAUGCUGCAGUUGCAGGGGGCUGUAGCACAGCUAUUGCGACAGGCAGGACUGCCGGAUCUUUCAUCCUAUGCGGCUGGUGAGACCAUCAGUGGUCCCAGUCCAACGGCGUCGAACCAUGCGCACCGACCGUCGAUUGACGCUUCGCAAUCGCACAAUACUCACUACGAGGGGCCUGGAGUGGUAAUGGAUGUCACUCGAGAACAUUCUCAGGAACCCGAUCUCCAAGAUCCGGAAUUAGUCCCAGCACCAAUGCGCAGUCUGUACGAAGUCACCAAGUUGCGCGAUUUACGGAAUAACCAUAUCGAGGCGCCCAAAAAGACACUACUAGAGGAAGACUUCAUAACACGCGGCUUGAUCUCUCUUCGUGAGGCCGAGGAGCUCUUCGCAUACUUCAGUCGUACUAUGAAUCAGUUACUUUGGGGCGGGAUCAUUCUGGUGCAUCGCGAUCUGACAUCUGUCCGUCGUGCAUCGACUCUUCUCUCCGCUGCAGUUUUAACGGUGGCGGCACUGCAUAUACCCAAUCGCACUGAUACACUGAAUCUCUGCUAUAACGAAUAUGUGUCUUUGGUCUCGAAUAUGGCUCUCACCCGAGCACAUACACUGGAUGACAUCCGAGGUCUCUGUGUUGGGGCUUUUUGGUUGUCCGAGUUGAGCUGGAAACUCUCCGGUCACGCGGUUCGCAUCGCGACCGAGUUGGGUCUUCAUCAAAGCUAUCAGCGCUUAACUAGGGGUCAUAUAGAUCAGUACGAACGUGCUCAGCUGUGGUACUUGCUAUAUGUGUGUGAUCACCACUUUAGUAUCGCUUAUGGGCGACCACCUGUGAUCCACGAGGACGUUGCGAUAAGAAAUUAUGAGGCCUUCCUCGAGUUACCCAUGAUAGUGCCGGGCGAUAUUCGACUCCUAGCCCAGGUUGCUUUGUUCAUGAUAUUGACCGAGGCAUACCGAACAUUUGGCAGCGAUACGGAGCGAGCCAUUACGGAUGAAGAUUUUGGACAACUUCGCGUAUAUAACGUGGCGGUUGAUCAGUGGCGGCUGCUUUGGCAACCUCGGUCUGGAACCCAGACUCACCCUCUACUAGGAGAUAGCUCAUACGUACGGACAUACCCGUCCAAGGGCGUGGUGCUGCACUACCACUUCGCGAAGUUCCAGCUCAACUCCCUAGCUCUACGCGCGCUUUCACCGUCCAACACCCCCGUCUUCUCCAUGGAUCGCAAAGAAUCAGCCAACAUUGCCAUUUCAUCUGCUAUGGCUUGCCUGAAUAUGGUUCUGGAAGAACCCGACAUUCGAGAUGCGAUCGUCGGGGUCCCUAUUUUCACACACACCAUGGUCACCUUCUCCGCCGUUUUCCUUCUCAAGGUCGCUAUAAAUUGGAACUCGGCCUAUCUCAGCAUUAAUGCACGCGAAGUGCGCCGGCUGGUCGAACGAGUGAUAGAACUGAUGAAUUGUGUGUCCGCCGGGGAACGGCAUUUGACGCGACACAUUGCACGUGGGUUAGGUAAGAUGUUGGAGCGAUACGACUCCUGGGAAGCGGCAUGGCAGGUCGGACCAAGUAAUGGGGGAGUGGCAGAUGACCAAGAUGUGCCAGGGGGCACGAACGCCAUGGCCCAGGGAUUCCCGCCGCCCGACCUUAUCUAUGAUAUGGUUGGAACAUAUGGAUUUGGACUUGACGAGAACCUGUUAGAUCCCAGUAUGGCAAACUUUGAAUUCUUGGCACAGUGA